AUGCGCGCGCCCAACCUUUCCGUGGCGGUUGCAUUAUUGGCAAUUGCAGUAGUCACAGGCCCACGACUAGUGAUCUACAUGGUUGGUGGGCGUGAGCGGGAUACGGUGAGGCUCGCGGUUACUCGCCCUGUGCUGCAUCUCCAUCUUGGGCGUUUUUUUGAUCCGUUCCUCUUUUUUUUUAGCGAGCAGUACAGUCAGCAUAGGCUGUGCAACCCGCGGUAUCCCGAAUAG
Molecule: messenger RNA, 231 nt
Organism: Bipolaris maydis ATCC 48331
Lineage: Eukaryota; Fungi; Ascomycota; Dothideomycetes; Pleosporales; Pleosporaceae
Source: RefSeq, a predicted model, not a curated record